AUGCAGCGCCGUAUGCUCACGAAAGAGGAUGAGGCCGCAGUUGGCGAGGAGGUCGAGGUCCGCAGGGAAGACCAGGAUAAGAUCAACAAGUUCAGCAGGCUGCAUCAAAAAGAGCUCUCAAUAGAAGAGGACCUGACGGUCAAGAACAAGGAAAAGGAGGAGAUAGACGAUAUCACGCUCGAGCUCGAGCUUGCCGAUGAGGACGAUGUAGUACCAUACAAAGUUGGGGACGCAUUCUUCCACGUACCGCUUCCCCAGGCCCAGGAGAUGCUUGGGAUAGCAGGAGCCAAAAUCGAGGAGGACAUCACAGAGUUGGAAGACACGCUCAGCACGAUACGCGAGGAGAUGACUCAGCUGAAGGUUGAGCUGUAUGCCAGGUUCGGCCGGAGCAUCAACCUCGAGACAUAG
Molecule: messenger RNA, 408 nt
Organism: Thyridium curvatum
Lineage: Eukaryota; Fungi; Ascomycota; Sordariomycetes; Thyridiales; Thyridiaceae
Exons: 4
Coding region: 1-408 (135 amino acids)
Biological process (GO): protein folding
Cellular component (GO): cytoplasm; prefoldin complex
Source: RefSeq, a predicted model, not a curated record